Molecule: messenger RNA, 6689 nt
Organism: Erinaceus europaeus (western European hedgehog)
Lineage: Eukaryota; Metazoa; Chordata; Mammalia; Eulipotyphla; Erinaceidae
Product: mucin-2-like
Exons: 3
Coding region: 54-6689 (2211 amino acids)
Source: RefSeq, a predicted model, not a curated record
GACAAAAUGACAGCUAAAUCCUCUCUUCUGUCACCAAUACAGGAACUCUGCCCAUGGCCACAUCCAUUUCCUCCCAACUUUACCCAAGAACAAAGGCACCCUUUGAUGCUCUCAGAAACUCCCCAUUCUACCAGGGCACAGCAGGGUGGCCACUCAGCACCCCCAAGACCUCUCCUCCUAUUAGCAGGGAAAACACACUCAUGACUCACACUGAUGCUCCCCACUUCACUCCCCCACUGAACAGGUUCAGUUUCAGCACCUCAACACCCCAACCAACCAAGUAUGUCAUCAAGGUAGCAACCAAUCCCGUCACCACCCUUGUCUACAUUAGUACCACAGAAUGCAUCAAUCCAAUAAGCCUCAGAGUCACCACCACCUAUCCCACUACUACCUGUAUAACAGUGUCCCAAGUGACACUCACCAGCUCCUACACCACCAACCCUGUGACAGACAGACCAGGAACAACCUCAACUAAGUCUUAUAACACUCCAACCAACCAAGAGGUAACUAAGCAUACCACCACAGUGAAAGAAAUUUCUACUACCACCCAGACAACCACAGUCACCACCAAAUCCACUACAGCACCUGACGGCACACCGAAAAUAACACCCACAAGUAACACCACAACCAGACCCACCAUCAUGUUCACAACCACACCUAACAUUACUUACACAACAACACCUAUUACAAUAGUGACAGAAAGACCCACCACCACAGACACAAUCAUAUCAGCCACCACACUCAUCACCUCUGAAAUCAGUUCCACAGCAACAGCAACAUCCACCACAAGUGAAACAAACAUAACCACCACUUACAUUAGCACCAACCAGACUCCAAUACCUACCAAAAAUGCCACAGGCACCACUUCACCCGCUACUUCAGCCAACACUUCUACAGUUACCUCCACAGGGUCAAACUCAUCCAGUACCAAUGAAACAAGCAUAACCACCCACGAGACCAGUACAAUACAGACAACCAUACACACAACAACUAUAUAUACCACAUUACCCACUACUAAAGCCUCAACCUCUUCAGUCACCAUCAUAGGAUCAAGCUCUCCCACCACCAGUGAAAAAAACAUAACUGCCAGUGACACAAGUACAACACAAACAUUCACCAGCACUGCCAUGAAUACUUCGUCACAAACUACUACAUCCACCACCUCCACAGUCACUACCACAGGGUCAACCUUGCCCACUACCUGUGAAACAAUCUUGAACACCACAAACAUUAGCACAACUCAGACAACCACACCUACCACAACCACCACUUUACCCACUACUUCAGCCACCAACUCUACAUUCACUAACACAGAGUCAACAUCUUCCAGCACCAGUGUAGCAAACAUAAACACCACUGAGACAAGUACAACACAAACACCUAUAUCUACAAACACCACACCAAACAACACUUCACCCACAACUGUAGCCUCCAACUCUGCUGUCUCCACCACAGGGUCAACUUCUCACACCACCAGUGAUACAAUCGUAACCAUCACUGAAACUAGCAAAGCUCAGACACACACAACCACCACAAACUCCACAGCAAUCACUAAACCCACCACUUCAGCUACCACCUCUACUGUUACCACCACAGGGUCAACAUCAUCCAGCACUAAUGAAACAGGCAUAACUACCACAGAGACCAGUACAACACAAACACCUAUACCUAUAACCACCACCACUAUAAACACCAAUUUACACACUACAGCAGCCCCCAACUCUCCAGUCACAACCACAGGGUCAACCUCUCCCACCACCAGUGAAAUAAACAUAAGCACCACUGACACAACUACAACAGAAACACCCACACUCACCACAAAUACCACAAGCAAACCUUCACACCCUAAUACAGACAACAUCCCCACAGUCAUUACCACAGGAUCAACCUCUUCACACACCAUUGAAGCAAGUGUAACUACCACUGAGACCAGGACAACACAGACACCCAUACCCAUAGCCACCACUAUAUACACCACUUUACCCAGUACUGCAGCCUCCAACUCUCCAGUCAUCACCACAGGGUCAACUUCUCCAACAACCAGUGAAACAAGUAUAACCAACACUGACACACAUACAACACAAACACUCACCACCACUGCAAUAAACACUCCCUCAACAAAUACUGUAACCACCACCUCUACAGUCACUACCACAGGCCCAACCUCUUUAGGCACCAAUGGGACAACCACCAGUGAAACAAUCUUAUCCACCACUGACACUAGCACAACUCAGACACCCAUACCCACCACAAACGCCACAGGUAUCACUUCACCAACUACUUCAGCCACCACCUCUACAGUUACCACCACAGGAUCAACCUCUUCCAGCACCAAUGAAACAGGUGCAACUAACAUGGACACCAGUACAACACAGACACCCACACCAACAACCACCACUGCAAAUACCACUUUACCCACUACAGCAGCCUCUAACUCUCCAGUCACCACCACAGGGUCAACCUCUCCCAACACCAGUGAAACAACCAAUAUCACAACUGACACAAGUACUACACACACACACACACACACCACUGCUACAACCACACCUUCACCAACUACUGCAGUAAGCACCUCUACACUCAACACAUUAGAAUCAUCCUCUUCUAGCACCAGUGAAAUAAGCAUAACCACCACAGAAACAAGGACAACACAGACACCCACCACCCCUGCCUUGAGCACCACUUCAACAAAUACUGCACCCACCACCUCUACAGUCACUACCACAAAGUCAUCCUCUCACAUCACCAGUGGAACAAGCACAAUCACCAGUGAGAGCAGUACUAUGCAGACACCCAUACAAACUACCACCAACAUAAACAACACUUCAUCCCCUAUUGCAACCACCAUAUCUAUGGUCACUAUCACAGGGCCCACCUCACCAACCACCAGUGAAACAAUCUUAACCACCACUGACAUGAGCACAACUCAGACGCCCACACCCACCAAAAGCACCGUGUCAUCCACGAAUUCUCCCACCACCUCUGCAGUUAUGACCACAGGGUCAACUUCCUCCAGCACCAAUGAAACAGGUAUAACUACCACUGAGGCCAGUAUAAUGCAGACACCCACACCCACAACGACCACCACAAACAAAACGCCACCCACAACUGAAGCCUCCACCUCUACAGUCACCACCACUGGAUCAACCUCUCCCACCACCAGUCAAAUAAGCAUCACCACCAUUGACACUAGCACAGUUCAGACACUGACACCUACCACAAAUGCCAUGGGAAGCACUUCACCCACUACUUCAAUCACCACCUCUACUGUCACUAACACAGGGUCAACAUCUUCCAGCACCAGUGAAGCAAACAGAAACACAACUGAGACAAGUACAACACAGACACCUAUACCCACAACUACCACCCCAAACAAUACUUCACCCACAACUGUAGCCUCCAACUCUCUUGUGUCUACCACAGGGCCAACCUCUCACACCACUAGUGUAACAAUCUUAACCACCAAUGAAACUAGCACAGCUCACACACCCACACCCAUCACAAAUGACACAAGCACCACUUUACCCACUACUUCAGUUACCACCUCUACAGUCACUAACACAGGGUCAAUAUCUUCUAGCACCAGUGAAACAAACAUAACCACUACUGAGACAAGGACAACACAGACACCUAAACUCACAACCACCACCCCAAAUACCACUUCACCCACAACUGUAGCCUCAAACUCUGCUGUCUACACCACAGGGUCAACCUAUCACCCCACCAGUGAUACAAUCAUAACAAUCACAGACACUAGCACAGCUCAAACACCCACAUACCCCACAAACUCCAUAGGUAUCACUUCAGCCACCACCUCUACAGUUACCACCACAGGGUCUACCUCUACCAGCACCAAAGUAACAGGUCCAACUACAAUAAAGACCAGCAUAACACAGACACACACACAAGCCACCACCACUACAAAUACCAUUUUACCCAUUACAGUAGACUCCAGCUCUGCAGUGUCCACCACAGAGUCAACCUCUCCCAACAACAGUGAAACAAGUAUUACCACAACUGACACAAGAACUACACAGACACCCAAACACACCACUGCCACAGUCACACCAUCACCAACUACUGCAGUGAGCACCUCUGCACUCAACACAUUAGCGUCUCCCUCUUCUAGCACCAGUGAAACAAGCAUAACCACCACUGACACAAGUACAAUACAAACACUGAUACCCACAACCACUACCAUAAACAACACUUCAACCACUACUGUAGCCAUUAUAUCUACUGUCACUACCACAAGGUCAGCCUCACCAACCAUCAUUGAAACAAUUUUAACCACUACUGACACUAGCACAACUCAGACACCCACACCCACACCCACAACAAACUCCACAGCCAUCACCUCAACCACCACUUCAGCUACCACCUAUACUGUUACCACCACAGAGUCAACAUCAUCCAGCACUAGUGAAACAAACAUAACUACCACAGAGACCAGUACAACACAGACACCUAUACCUAUAACCACCACCACUAUAAACACCACUUUACACACUACAGCAGCCUCCAACUCUCCAGUCACAACCACAGGGUCAACCUCUCCAACCACAAGUGAAAUAAACAUAACCAACACUGACACAACUAUAACAGAAACACCCACACUCACCACAAAGACCACAAGCAAACCUUCACACCCUAAUUCAGACACCAUACCCACAGUCAUUACCACGGGAUCAACCUCUUCACACACCAUUGAAGCGAGUGUAACAACCACUGAGACCAGUACAACACAGACACCCAUACCCAUAGCCACCACUUUACCCAGUACUGCAGCCUCCAACUCUCCAGUCAUCACCACAGGGUCAACUUCUCCAACAACCAGUGAAACAAGUAUAACCAACACUGACACACAUACAACACAAACACUCACCACCACUACAAUGAACACUCCCUCAACAAAUCCUAUAUCCACCACCUCUACAGUCACUACCACAGGCCCAACCUCUUUAGGCACCAAUGGAACAACCACCAGUGAAACAAUCUCAUCCACCACUGACACUACCACAGCUCAGACACCCACACCCACCACAAACUCCACAGGUAUCACUUCACCAACUACUUCAGCCACCACCUCUACAGUUAACACCACAGGGUCAACCUCUUCCAGCACCAAUCAAACAGGUGCAAAUACUAUGGACACCAGUACAACACAGACAUCCUCACCAACAACCACCACUUCAAAUACCACUUUACCCAUUACAGCAGACUCCAACUCUCCAGUCACCACCACAGGGUCAAUCUCUCCCAACACCAGUGAAACAACCAUUAUCACAACUGACACAAGAACUACACAGACACCCACACACACCACUGCCACAACCAUACAUUCACCAGCUACUGCAUUGAGCACCUCUGCACUCAACACAUUAGCAUCAACCUCUUCUAGCACCAGUGAUACAAGCAUAAGCACCACUGACACAAGUACAAUACAGACACUGAUACCCACAACCACUACCAUAAACAACACUUCACCCACUACUGUAGCCAUUAUAUUAUCUACUGUCACUACCACAAGGUCAGCCUCACCCACCAUCACUGAAACAAUAUUAAGCACUACUGACACUAGCACAACUCAGACACCCACACCCACAACAAACUCCACAGCCAUCACUUCACCCAACAUUUCAGCCACCACAUCUACAGUCAUUAACACAGGGUCAUCCUCUUCCAGCACUAAGGAAACAGGUGCCACUACCAUAGAGAAUAGGACAACACAGACACCUAUACCCAUAACCACCACCAUCAUAAACACCACUUUAAACACUAUAGCAGCCUCCAACUCUCCAGUUACCAUUAAAGGGUCAACCUCUCCCAACACCAGUGAAAUAAACAUAACCACCACUGACACAACUACAACAGAAACACCCACACUCACCACAAAUACCACAAGCAAACCUUCACACCCUAAUACAGACAACAUCUCCACAGUCAUUACCACAGGAUCAACGUCUUCCCACACCAUUGAAGCAAGUGUAACUACCACUGAGGCCAGGACAACACAGACACCCAUACCCAUAACCACCACUAUAUACACCACUUUACCCAGUACUGCAGCCUCCAACUCUCCAGUCAUCACCACAGGGUCAACUUCUCCAACAACCAGUGAAACAAGUAUACCCACCACUGACACACAUACAACACAAAUACUCACCUCCACUGCAAUGAACACUCCCUCAACAAAUACUAUAUCUACCACCUUUACAGUCACUACCACAGACAACCACACCCGCCACAAACUCCACAGGUAUCACUUCACCCACUACUUCAGCCACCACUUCUACAGUUACCACCACAGGGUCAACCUCUUCCAGCACCAAUCAAACAGGUGCAAAUACUAUGGAGACCAGUACAACACAGACACCCACACCAACAACCACCACUACAAAUACCACUUUACCCACUACAGCAGCCUCCAACUCUCCAGUCACCACCACAGGGUCAACUUCUCCAACAACCAGUAUCACUUCACCCACUACUUCAGCCACCACUUCUACAGUUACCACCACAGGGUCAACCUCUUCCAGCACCAAUCAAACAGGUGCAAAUACUAUGGAGACCAGUACAACACAGACACCCACACCAACAACCACCACUACAAAUACCACUUUACCCACUACAGCAGCCUCCAACUCUCCAGUCACCACCACAGGGUCAACUUCUCCAACAACCAGUGA